Molecule: messenger RNA, 2337 nt
Organism: Labrus mixtus (cuckoo wrasse)
Lineage: Eukaryota; Metazoa; Chordata; Actinopteri; Labriformes; Labridae
Gene: homer1
Product: homer protein homolog 1
Exons: 11
Coding region: 1272-2204 (310 amino acids)
Biological process (GO): regulation of store-operated calcium entry; G protein-coupled glutamate receptor signaling pathway
Cellular component (GO): plasma membrane; dendrite; cytoplasm
Molecular function (GO): G protein-coupled glutamate receptor binding
Source: RefSeq, a predicted model, not a curated record
GACGUGAUGACGUAGCUACAUUAAAGCUCCCUACAGAGCAGCAGCGGAGGAUGGAGCAGAGUUAAUGAAUGAGGAUAAACCGGCCGAUGGAGCAGCAGCAUCUUUUUUUUUUUUUUUUUUACAUCGUUUGAAUCCCGGUUUAACGGCUGUUUGACGUAACAUUUAAAAAAGGAAAACCGUAAAUUACAGAUUGUUUUGUAAGUUACUUCACAUCGUCUGAUCCUGCAGGAGGAUAAAAGCAGGAGGAUGAAGUGUGUUUCUAUCUUUUCUUCAAACUAAAACACAGACAUGAAGCUGCAGCCUGGCGGAAGAAGAUGUCUCCCAUCUUCAUCAUCACGAAGCGGCGGUGAACCCUCUCAUUUACAGCCGUUAAAAGGCUCUGUUGGACGGGUUUAAUGGCAGAGUGGACGGCGAGGAAGAGCCAGCGUUUGAAAAACGGAUUUAUGAGCAGAUGCUGAAUAUUAAGUUUUUUUUUGUCUCUACCGGAUGAGGAAAAGUACCAUCUACAGUUGGUCUUUUUGACUUUUGAACUUUGUGUGUGUGUGAAAGUUAAAACGGUUAAUUCCGUAUUAAACACCGCUUAUCCGAGGUUAGCAUCGUAACAGGAGUUUGAGUUAGCUGCUAACGGUUAGCUUCCCAACCGUUAGCACUCUCGUCUCUCAUCAUGCAUGCUCUGACACGUUUACUCGGGUGAAACCAACAACACCACCCCUCCUCUUCCUCCCUCCUCCUCCUAUUCUGCAAAAAAAAUGUACCCAAGGGCAUAACCACCUCAACAGCAUGUCGGACUGAGGACAGCACCUGGAUCAGAAAGCUGCAGAGCUAGCCUCCAGAGACCACCGAGAAGGAUCACUGUCGACUCACAACCAAAUCCUGCAAACAUGGGCUCGAUUAUCGUCUGACCGGAUGGACGGAGGUUGUAAGGAACGAUGAAGGGCUCAACAACUUCUUCCUCUGUCCCAUGUAGUGUGUCCUCAUGUUGUGUUUCAACCUGAAGUAACCAGGACGUGUAGUCCCUGGAACUACUUUUAUAGACCUGGAAGGUUCUCAGAGGAGACGAGGGGUGGAACAAAAUCUGGAUACGAGAGCAGCCCAUCUUCAGUACACGGGCCCACGUCUUCCAGAUCGACCCGUCUACCAAGAAGAACUGGGUUCCCACCAGUAAGCAUGCUGUCACGGUGUCAUACUUCUUCGACAGUACCAGGAAUGUAUACCGAAUCAUCAGUCUGGAUGGAUCCAAGGCCAUUAUCAACAGCACCAUCACCCCCAACAUGACGUUCACAAAGACGUCGCAGAAGUUUGGCCAGUGGGCCGACAGCCGCGCCAACACGGUGUACGGCCUCGGCUUCCCGUCAGAGAGCCACCUAGCCAAAUUUGCAGAUAAAUUUGUGGAGUUCAAGGAGGCGGCUCGGUUAGCGAAGGAGAAGUCUCAGGAGAAGAUGGAGCUCACCAGCACGCCAUCUCAGAGCGGCACGGUAAAAAGGAAUCUGUUGUCAGUCAUCAAACCGGUUUUAAAGAAGGAGUCGGCUCCCGGGGAUCUGCUGUCACCGAUGACCCCGGAGAGCAUCAACGGUACAGAAGAAGAGAGAGCCACGCCGGACGCACCUCCUCACAGCGAAGCCAGAGGGGAGCCUUCCCAGAAUGCAUUGCCCUUCUCCCACAGUUCGACCAGCAUGAAUAAGCACUGGGAGGCGGAGCUAGAGGCGCUGAAGGGGAACAACGCCAAGCUAACGGCGGCUCUGCUGGAGUCCACUGCUAACGUGAAGCAGUGGAAGCAGCAGCUGUCGGCCUAUCAGGAGGAGGCGGAGCGGCUUCACAAACGGGUGACGGAGCUGGAGUGCGUGAGCGGCACGACGACCGUGAUCAAAUCCCAAAAGAGCGAGCUGAACCACACGAUAGAGGAGCUGGAGCUCGCUCUGAAGGCCAAGGAGGAGGAGCUGGAGAGACUGAAAGAGGAGGUGGUGAGUGCCAACGAGUUCCAGUCUCAAAGAGACUCGCUCACACACAAACUGAAGGACUCGGAGUCGAGGAACCAGACGCUGGAGGGUCAGCUGGGCGAGCUGGAGCAGCGUCUGGAGAGCAGCCAGCAGGAGCAGGAAGCCUUCAGGACGAGUCUGCGCACGCUGCUGGAGCUGCUCGACGGCAAGAUCUUUGAGCUGACCGAGCUGAGGGACACGCUCGCCAAACUGCUGGAGGGCAGCUAGAGAAACACACACACACACACACACACACACACACACAGAGACAGACACACACACACACACACACAGAGACAGACACACACACACACACACACACACACACAGAGACAGACACACACACACACACACACACACA